This is a messenger RNA of Moneuplotes crassus, 859 nucleotides long. Lineage: Eukaryota; Ciliophora; Spirotrichea; Euplotida; Euplotidae. The record is from the annotation of a GenBank genome assembly.
AUUUAUAUAAAUUUGAUUUAAAUUCAUGAUGAUGUAUGAAAACGAAGAGAGUAUAUAUAACCUUAUCCCUCCUGAAGAAUAUAAAGCACCAAAAUCAAAAUUAUAUAAGUCAAAACAUAACCCAAAGGUAGUUCCUACAGGUUCAACUUUCUGCUUGACAACAACUUCGAAGCCUGGAGUUGCUAAUCUAAACGGAGAGGUUGCUCCAGAAGGGUCUAAUCAUCAUAACGUUGCAAGUACAGGCCUCUGGGGUAAGAAGCUCGGAGACAGCAAAGCCAACCCCACCACUUUUAUGAAGAAAGGCCAAGGCACCAUGAGGGCCACCGGCCUCGUCCCCACCAAGACCGAUUAUAAAAAGAGAGGCUCCAAAAGGGCUCCCGUCCCCAAGAAAGACGAAAAGCCGAUCAUGGGACUCACUUCGGAUAAGAACUACAUUGUGGCGAAUGCAGUGGAGAACAUUCUGGCUGCACCCAAAGUCAAGGAUAAUAAAGGCAGAGAUUACACCAAGAAGAAGGACUACGGUAAAACUCCGAAAUACCUCCAGAAGAUCAAAAACGAGAUCGACCAGGAGUUCGAGUUGGUCCGUGAAAUGCAGAUGGAAGAAGACGCCCAGAGAGACAGGGACAAGUUCUUGCUGCCGGACGACGAGAGAGCAGAACUCAUCAAGGCGUUGAAGAAGAAGUGGGAGGUUGUCCACAAGCAAUACCAAGAGAUCACCCAUGUGCAGAAGAUUGACACAGUUGGACUCAGAAGAAAGAAAGAAAACUGUGAGCAAGAGUUAAGACAAUUAGAAAAAGACAUAGAGAAAUUGUCAAAGAAAUUCAUCUUCGUUGAUACCACGUAUGGAGAUUAUUACUAA